GAAGGCUCUUCUCCCCAUCGUAGCAGCUCCGCGCGAGGCCCCCGAGAGAGCCCGGCGCAACUACUUUCUUCCCUCUCCUUUCUCCUCUUUUUGUCCCCUGCUGGGGGCUGGCGGCGGCGGCGGGGUGGGAGAGACUUUGAAUGACCGAGCUCGCGUCCACCUUUCUCUUCAUGUCGACGUCCCUGGAAACGGUCACACGGAUGCCAUGGUCACUUCUGCCACGAUCUUACAGGUGAACAAGGUGAUGUCCAUCUUGUUUUAUGUGAUAUUUCUCGCUUAUCUCCGUGGCAUCCAAGGUAACAGCAUGGAUCAAAGGAGUUUGCCGGAAGACUCGCUCAAUUCCCUGAUUAUUAAGCUGAUCCAGGCAGACAUUUUAAAAAACAAGCUCUCCAAGCACAUGGUGGACGUUAAGGAAAACUACCAGAGCACCCUGCCCAAAGCAGAGGCCCCCCGGGAGCCCGCCAAGCCGGAAUUCCAGCCCAUGACCGCCAUGGGCCCCGAACUGCUGCGGCAUCAGAGACGCUACAACUCCCCCCGGGUCCUGCUGAGUGACAGCACCCCCAUGGAGCCCCCUCCCCUGUACCUCAUGGAGGAUUACGUGGGCAACCCCGCGGCCACCAACAGAACGGCGCGGAGGAAGAGGUACGCGGAGCACAAGAGUCACCGAGGGGAGUACUCCGUGUGUGACAGCGAGAGCUUGUGGGUGACCGACAAGUCAUCGGCCAUUGACAUUCGGGGACACCAGGUCACGGUGCUGGGGGAGAUCAAAACCGGCAACUCUCCCGUCAAACAAUAUUUUUAUGAGACGAGGUGUAAAGAGGCCAGGCCUGUCAAGAACGGUUGCAGAGGCAUUGACGAUAAACAUUGGAACUCUCAAUGCAAAACCUCCCAAACCUACGUCCGGGCACUGACGUCAGAAAACAACAAACUGGUCGGCUGGCGGUGGAUACGGAUAGACACAUCCUGUGUGUGUGCCUUGUCGAGAAAAAUCGGAAGAACAUAAAUUGGCAUCUCUCCCCGUAUAUAAAUUAUUACUUUAAAUUAUACAAUAUGCAUGUAGCAUAUAAAUGUUUAUAUUGUUUUUAUAUAUUAUAAGUUGACCUUUAUUUAUUAAACUUCAGCAACCCUACAGUAUAUAAGCUUUUUUUCUCAAUAAAAUCCGUGUGCUUGCCUUCCCUCAGGCCUCUCCCAUCUGUUAAACCUGAUCCUUGUAACCCGGCUCUCGGGAUCCACCGCCCUGUAAAAUCUGUGUACACCAGUAUUUUGCAUUCAGUAUUGUCAAGGCCAUGACUGUCGUUUUAGUAAACUUGUUAAAAUCGGCUGAUGUCAGAGUUGUGUGUAGACACAGUUAUAUCCCCCCUUCCGGGGAUGCCUCAUCGUUGAUUCAUUAAUUAAAAGAACUGUUACCACCUCCGUUGCAGCGAUGUUUGGCAGUUCGGAGCUGCACCCUUAAUUCUGGCCAACAAGCUGGCUGCCCACAACCUACUCGCCUUUCUCUGCUGUCAGUUUUGCCAAUUAGAGUUAUGAUUUGCUCCAAUGUUACAGUCCCGAAACAAUAACAAUGAAGCUGGCAAUUUUCGUUUUGGAAGUUUCUUUUCAGCACAUUUGUUGUUUGGGGGUUUGAGAUUGUUAAGGGUUGAAUUUUUUUUUUUUUUUUGGCUUCGGUUUUUGUUUGCUUUUUGGAAGUGGUUUUCUGAGGCACAUAGGAAACGUUUUUUAACUAUUUGUAACAGAAAUAAUUGUGUGGUUACCCAGAAGCAGAAACGGAUCCUGAGUCAUCUGCACACAGAAGAGAAAUGUGCUCCUAAGAGAUUCUCUUGGAGCCCCGCCUCCUUUUCCUCUGCUGGUCCCUCUUGGUGCUGCAGGGGGAACUGAAAAAGGCUGGUGCUUUGGAGUCAGACCUAGGUUCAAAUUCCAGCUACCCGCUGUGACUGUGGGCAGGGUUUUGAAGGCUCCCUGAGCCCAGGUUUCCUGGAGUCAGAGAUUCAGAUGUGGGUAGGGGUCUUGCCUACCCCACAGGUUGCCAUGAUUCAGCUAUAUUACUGCAGUAGGCGUCCCAACAGAGGGUAGAUAUUCAAGAAUGGAAGUUCCUUAUCCCUUCCCUCCCUCUCCUUACUUAGGUAUUGUGUUCCUCUGUAUCAUUUUUGGUUUUUGGUGUUAUUUUUUUUUUUGUUCUCCCGCCACCCAGCUUUAUUAAGAUAUAAUUGACAUAUAACAUUGCAUAAGUUCAAGGUGUACAGCGUGAUGAUUUGACACACGUAUAUAUUGCGAAAUGUUUACCGCAAUAAGGUUAGUUAGCACAUCCCUCACCUCACACAAGUGCCAUUGUUGUUAUUGUGAGAACGUUUAGAAGCUGCCCUCAUGGCAACUUUCAA
Molecule: messenger RNA, 2375 nt
Organism: Balaenoptera musculus (blue whale)
Lineage: Eukaryota; Metazoa; Chordata; Mammalia; Artiodactyla; Balaenopteridae
Gene: NTF3
Product: neurotrophin 3
Exons: 2
Coding region: 206-1003 (265 amino acids)
Biological process (GO): cell surface receptor protein tyrosine kinase signaling pathway; nerve development; regulation of neuron differentiation
Molecular function (GO): nerve growth factor receptor binding; growth factor activity
Source: RefSeq, a predicted model, not a curated record